Messenger RNA from Epithele typhae, 651 nucleotides. RefSeq names its product GTPase. Gene Ontology annotation, cellular component: recycling endosome. Gene Ontology annotation, biological process: exocytosis. The record is from RefSeq and is a predicted model, not a curated record. The coding region runs from base 1 to 651 and encodes 216 amino acids. Gene Ontology annotation, molecular function: GTPase activity; GTP binding. The transcript has 7 exons. NCBI's taxonomy places the organism in Eukaryota, Fungi, Basidiomycota, Agaricomycetes, Polyporales, Epitheliaceae.
AUGGCUGAGGGCAGCAACUUCGACUACUUGUUCAAGGUCGUCCUUAUCGGAGACUCUGGCGUCGGAAAAUCGCCCUUGCCCACUCCAGUUCUCUCGCGGUUCACGCGCAAUGAGUUCAACCUCGAGACGAAGUCGACUAUUGGUGUCGAGUUCGCGACGCGGUCGAUUAAUGUGGACGGCAAGACGCUUAAGGCUCAGAUAUGGGAUACGGCUGGUCAAGAGCGUUACCGCGCCAUCACCGCCGCUUACUACCGUGGUGCUGUCGGCGCGCUCCUUGUCUACGACAUCUCGAAGCACGCGACGUACGUCAACGUAACACGGUGGUUGAAGGAGCUCCGCGACCACGCAGACUCGAACAUCGUUAUCAUGCUGGUGGGUAACAAGAGCGAUUUGAAGCACCUUCGGGCGGUCCCGACGGAGGAGGCGAAGGCGUUUGCAGCUGAGAACGGUCUCUCGUUCAUCGAGACGUCUGCGCUAGACGCGUCGAACGUCGAGUCGGCAUUCCAGACCAUCCUCACCGACAUCUAUCGGAUCGUGUCGAGCAAGUCCCUCGAGCAGUCCGAGGACCCCAUCAAGCCCACCACCGGCGACACCAUCCAGGUCUCCCAAUCCGUGGACACCUCCGCGAACACCGGCAGCAAGUGCUGUUAG